UCAAAGGCCUAAAAGCUCCACUUCCUUCUUCGCACUGCGAAAAAUCCAGAAACAAAAAACAGAGAAAAGCGUCCUCUGCAAAUCUAGGGACGUGGGUUUCAGUUCUUCGAAGAAUCCUUGGCUACCCAUCAAAGUUUUGGAUUUUCUUGGCUUGUUUGGUCUGUGAAAAAAGAAAGAACAAGAAAUGCCCAUUGACGUCGCAGGAGCUGCUGUGGGAAUGGCAUUCGGCGAGUUGCUCGCACUCGUUAAGAAUGUAUUGACAACAGUUGCUGCGUUUCGUCCCCAGCUCAAGAACAUCGAAUCCACCUUAAGGACGAUAGAACCAAUCAUCAAUGAAAUCGACAGGUGCAACACACUGCUGGACCGUCCAAGAGGGAUGGAUCGGAUCAAAGAACUAUUGGAUGAAGGCAAAAGACUGGUCAACAAGUGCUCGGGGACUUCCAGGCUUCACAUGUCGAAGCAGUAUAAGCUCUCGAACGAGCUGACCGGAUUCCUCGCGGCGCUCAAGAGCGAGAUCGAUAUUUACAUGGUGCUACUGAUCACGAGAGACGUCAUGCUGAUGAGGUUGAAGCUGGAGGAGUUGACCGCAAAAAUCGAAGCAAAGGACCAUUCCGGUGAAGUGUAUGGCGAGGCCCUACAGAGCGGGCCUGGGUCUUCAAGAAGGCACAAUGAACAAGAAAGGCCGGUUGAUUUUGCAGCAGCUGCUGUGGAAACAGCAUUCAGGGAGCUGCUUGAGCUCGUUAAGAACCUAGGGAAAACUGUUGCUGCGUUUGGCGGCCAGCUAAAGAAGAUCGAGUCCACAUUGAGCUCCAUAGGCCCAAUCAUCAAUGAGAUCGACAAGUUCAACAAUCUGCUGGACCGUCCGCAAGAGAUGGGUCGGAUCGAGAACCUAUUGAAGCAAGGCGAAGGACUGGUCAACAAGUGCUCGAAGAUCCACAAGUUCAACCUGUGGAUGAAGUAUACGCACUCGAAAAAGCUGACCAACUUCAACGCAGAAGUCGUGGAGAAGUUCCAGAUUUACAUGCCGCUGGUGAAUGCGAGGAAUGGCACGGAGACAUUGGUGGAGUUGAAGCGGAUCGGGGGAGACGUGAAGAAGGUCAAGGAGUCAAUUUCCGUGAUAGUGAACACCGGGGCCCUCCAGAGCGGGUUUGAGGCUUCGGGCAACCUUGCAGUCCCCGCGGCGCCCCAUUUCAUUGUCGGGUCGGAGGUGGAGGCAUCCUUGAGGAAGCUCAAGGAGCAGUUGCUCGAGGAGGGAGUGUCUGUGAUUGCUGUGACCGCCCCGGGUGGGUGUGGGAAGACCACUCUGCUUAAGAAAUUGUGUCAUGACGCAGCAAUUAAAGGCAAAUUUAAGGCCAAAAUCAUGUUUGUCCCUGUCUCGAAGAAGCCCAACCUGAUAGACAUUGUCCAGAAAAUGUAUCAACAUAAUCAAUGCAAGGUACCCGUGAUUGAAACAGAAGAUGAUGCAGUUCGCUGCUUGCACCAACUGCUCAACGCAAUCGGACAAGAUCCUGUGUUGCUUGUGCUGGACGAUGUCUGGACUGGAUCUGAAUCCUUCAUUAUGAAUUUCAUCUGCAAUGACCUCAGAGAUUACAAAAUUGUGGUGACAUCAAGGUAUGAGUUUCCUGCUUUUCGUCCUGUGCAUCACCUGAACCCACUGACUCAUGACGAAGCCGUGGAACUUUUCCGUCGAUGCGUGACUGUUGAUGAUAGAAGCGUGGAUGCGCCAGAUGAUAAGCUCUUGGAUCAGAUAGUGAAACUCUGUAAUGGAUUGCCAUUGGCUCUUACAGUCGUCGCCGAGACUCUUCGAGGAGCGGAUCGUUCAUUCUGGCAAAUAACACUUCUUGAAUUGGCUAAAGGCCAUUUCCUUUCUGAUUCGGAGAAUGACAUUCUCGAUUAUCUCAAAAAGAGCUUGGACGACUUGGAUGGUGAACCUUGGGUCAAGGAGCGUUUCAUGGACCUCGGGUCGUUUCCGAAGGAUCGCAUGAUUUCCACCACUGCUCUCAUUGAUAUGUGGGUGGAAUUGUAUAACCUAGAUUGCGAUGGCAUGCGCGCCAUUAAUGACCUCCAUAGAGUCGUUUACAGGAAUCUAGCUAAUCUCGUAGUCAGCAGGAAAGAUUCAAGUGAUGACAACGAAUAUUACAGCGGCCACUAUACUAUGCAGCACUAUAUGCUCAGAGAGCUGGCUAUCAGGGAGUGCAACGAGGCGGAAAUAGAGAAGAGAGAGAGAAUCAUUCUGGAGUUGAUUGGAAAUAGUUUUCCUGGCUGGUGGAGCGAGCAAAAGCAACAGCCUCUCUGUGCUCGUCUAGUGUCCAUCUCCACAGAUAAAACAUUCUCAACACCCUGGCCAAAUCUUGAAUUGCCUAAAGCUGAGGCUCUUGUCUUGAACUUCCAGACCUACGAGCAAACCGAAUCUUAUGCUUUGCCUGAAUUCAUUGAGAAGGCGGACAAGCUCAAGGUACUCAUAGUAACAAACUACGGUUUUCUUCCUGCUGAGCUGCACAAUUUCCAUGUCAUCGGUUCCAAUUUAAGGAGGAUUAGGCUCGAACACGUCAUGGUUUCUUUCCUAAACUUGGGAAAAUUACGGUUGCACAGUUUGCGAAAGAUAUCCUUUUUCAUGUGCAACAUCAGUCAGGCUUCGAUGCCGAACGACGCAAAAAUCUCUGAUGCAAUGCCCACCUUAGAGGAACUCGACAUUGACUAUUGCAACUAUCUUGUGACGUUACCAGAUUGCAUCUGUCAGAUAAAGACUUUGAGGAAGCUUAGCAUCACAAACUGCCCUGAUUUCUAUGCUCUCCCUGAACAAAUUGGGUUAUCGGCGUCCCUCGAAGUGGUCAGGCUUAAUUCCUGCACAAACUUGUCACAAUUACCAGACUCAAUUGGAAGCCUCCAAAAGUUGAGAUUUCUAAAUAUAUCUGAUUGCAAUAACCUGAGCACCUUGCCUGAUCAAAUUGGACAAAUGGUUAAUCUCCAGAAAAUACACAUGAGAGGAUGUCUAAGGUUGUCUGUGCUGCCACCAACGAUCGUGAAGCUGAGGAACUUAAGAAAGGUGUUUUGUGAGAAAGAAAAAGCCGUCCUGUGGGGGCCUCUCAAGAGCAGUCUCAAUGUCUUGAAUAUAAUAGCGUCUGAAGAAGAGGCUAGCUUAGAUUGGUUGCGUGAUUAAGAGGAGGGCGAUUGCUCCUGUACUUUGCGCUUUUUUUUUAAAUGUGGACGGCCGAGCCAUUGCUGACUGGACCAAAUAAUUGAUGAGG
Molecule: messenger RNA, 3248 nt
Organism: Syzygium oleosum
Lineage: Eukaryota; Viridiplantae; Streptophyta; Magnoliopsida; Myrtales; Myrtaceae
Product: probable disease resistance protein At5g66900
Exons: 5
Coding region: 185-3160 (991 amino acids)
Biological process (GO): defense response to fungus
Molecular function (GO): ADP binding; protein binding
Source: RefSeq, a predicted model, not a curated record